AUGGUGUUGAAGUCUGGGACAUCGUCGUUUAUGUCUUUGCUGUUAUUAAUUGUUUUGUUUGCGGCAAUGCGUUUGUUCACUGAAACGCUAUGCUCUUCAAAACUCAUGACAAUCAUCGGUGGGUUUUUUGGCAGCUUAGGUUUCGUCCUACUGAUUACGUUUGUGAACAAUUUUGAACGGACAGUUUUUGGUGAUGAAUUUUACUCGGGGGUUUUUCCAGAAGUGGUAACAUGUAUUAUCAUUGCCUGUUCCUUCUCUGCUACUGUUCAUCGUGUCUGCGCCACUACAUGCUUCAUAUUCUCAAUGGUGAUGCUGUAUUACCUGAAUCGUUUAUCUCACGAAACUUACCAGAGCAAGGAGCAAUCAAACGCAAUGAAUUUAUCUCGACGAAAGAAAGACUGA
Molecule: messenger RNA, 402 nt
Organism: Heterobilharzia americana
Lineage: Eukaryota; Metazoa; Platyhelminthes; Trematoda; Strigeidida; Schistosomatidae
Source: the annotation of a GenBank genome assembly